GGGCCCCGCGGGCCGCCGCGGCGGCGCAGGCAGUGUGUGCUGGCACUGAGAACAAGCUGAGCUCCCUGUCUGACCUGGAGCAGCAGUACCGCGCCCUGCGCAAGUACUAUGAGAACUGUGAGGUGGUGAUGGGCAACCUGGAGAUCACCAGCAUCGAGCACAACAGAGACCUCUCCUUCCUGAGGUCUAUCCGAGAAGUCACGGGCUAUGUGUUGGUGGCUUUGAACCAGUUUGAGUACCUGCCCCUGGAGAACCUGCGCAUCGUUCGUGGCACCAAGCUCUACGAGGAGCGAUACGCUCUGGCCAUAUUCCUUAACUACAGGAAGGAUGGCAACUUUGGACUCAGGGAACUUGGCUUGAGGAACCUGACAGAGAUACUGAAUGGAGGGGUGUAUGUUGGCCAGAACAAAUUUCUCUGCUUUGCAGACACCAUUCAUUGGCAAGACAUCGUGCGUAACCCCUGGGCCUCCAACUUCACUCUGGUUCCAACAAAUGGCAGCUCAGGAUGUGGUCGUUGCCACAAGUCCUGCACAGGACGGUGCUGGGGACCCACAGAGAAUCACUGCCAGACCUUGACCAAGACCGUGUGUGCAGAGCAGUGUGACGGACGCUGCUACGGGCCCUACGUCAGCGACUGCUGCCACCGCGAGUGCGCCGGGGGCUGCUACGGACCCAAGGACACCGACUGCUUUGCCUGUAUGAAUUUCAAUGACAGUGGUGCCUGUGUCACACAGUGCCCCCAGACCUUUGUGUACAACCCCACCACCUUCCAGCUGGAGCACAAUCACAACGCCAAGUACACCUACGGGGCUUUCUGCGUCAAGAAGUGCCCACACAACUUUGUGGUGGAUUCCAGCUCUUGUGUCCGGGCAUGUCCGAGCUCCAAGAUGGAGGUUGAAGAAAAUGGCAUUAAGAUGUGCAAGCCCUGCACUGACAUUUGUCCUAAAGCAUGUGAUGGCAUUGGGACAGGGAGUUUGGUGUCAGCUCAGACGGUGGAUUCCAGCAACAUUGACAAGUUUGUAAACUGUACCAAGAUCAAUGGCAACCUUAUCUUCCUUGUCACUGGGAUUCAUGGAGACCCGUAUCACACGAUCGCUGCCAUCAAUCCAGAGAAAUUAAAUAUCUUCCAAACAGUGAGAGAGAUAACAGGGUAUUUGAACAUACAGUCAUGGCCUGAGAAUAUGACAGACUUCAGGGUGUUUUCUAACUUGGUUACCAUUGGUGGGAGAGCUCUCUAUAGUGGCCUUUCCUUGCUCAUCCUGAAGCAACAAGGCAUCACUUCCCUGCAGUUCCAGUCCUUGAAGCAAAUCAGUGCUGGCAACAUCUACAUCACAGACAACAGCAAUUUGUGCUACUACCACACUGUCAACUGGACCAGCCUGUUCAGCACCCCCAGCCAGAAGACAGUGAUCCACAGGAACAAAAGGGCAGAGAACUGCACUGCUGAUGGCAUGGUGUGCAACGAGCUGUGCUCCAGUGACGGCUGCUGGGGGCCAGGGCCAGACCAGUGCCUGUCCUGCAAGCGCUUCAUCCGGGGCAGGACCUGCAUCGACUCCUGCAACCUCUACGACGGGGAAUUCCGAGAGUUUGCAAACGGCUCUGUGUGUGUGGAGUGUGAUCCCCAGUGUGAGAAGAUGGAGGAAAACAUGAUCACCUGCUAUGGGCCGGGACCUGACCACUGCACAAAGUGUUUCCAUUUUAAGGAUGGUCCAAAUUGUGUGGAAAAAUGCCCUGAUGGCUUGCAGGGGGCCAACAGCUUCAUUUUCAAGUACGCCGAUGAGGAUCGGGAGUGCCAUCCCUGUCACCCCAACUGCACCCAAGGGUGCAUAGGGCCACACCUGGAGGACUGCAUUGGGCUGAUGGAUAGAACCCCCCUGAUUGCUGCUGGAGUUAUUGGUGGCCUCUUCAUCAUCGUCAUCAUGGGCCUGACGUUCGCCGUGUACGUUCGGCGUAAAAGCAUCAAGAAGAAGAGAGCGCUGCGAAGGUUCCUGGAGACUGAGCUGGUGGAACCCUUGACCCCGAGCGGCACGGCACCCAACCAAGCCCAGCUCCGCAUCCUGAAGGAGACAGAGCUGAAGAGAGUCAAGGUCCUGGGCUCUGGUGCCUUUGGAACAGUGUACAAGGGGAUCUGGGUCCCUGAGGGAGAAACAGUAAAGAUUCCUGUGGCCAUUAAGAUCCUUAAUGAAACCACAGGUCCAAAAGCCAACGUGGAGUUUAUGGAUGAAGCUCUCAUCAUGGCCAGCAUGGACCACCCACACCUGGUGAGACUUCUGGGUGUCUGCUUGAGUCCCACCAUCCAGCUGGUCACUCAGCUGAUGCCUCAUGGCUGCCUCCUGGAUUAUGUCCAUGAACACAAGGAUAAUAUUGGUUCCCAGCUCCUGCUGAACUGGUGUGUCCAAAUAGCUAAGGGAAUGAUGUACCUGGAAGAGAGGAGACUCGUCCACCGAGACCUGGCAGCCCGUAAUGUGCUGGUGAAAUCACCAAACCACGUGAAAAUCACUGACUUUGGCUUGGCCAGGCUUCUGGAAGGGGAUGAAAAGGAGUACAAUGCUGAUGGGGGCAAGAUGCCAAUUAAGUGGAUGGCUCUGGAGUGCAUACACUACAGGAAAUUUACCCAUCAGAGUGAUGUGUGGAGCUAUGGAGUGACCAUCUGGGAGCUGAUGACCUUUGGUGGGAAGCCGUACGAUGGAAUCCCAACUCGAGAGAUCCCUGACCUCCUGGAGAAGGGAGAGCGCCUGCCCCAGCCCCCAAUCUGCACAAUUGAUGUUUAUAUGGUGAUGGUGAAGUGCUGGAUGAUUGAUGCUGACAGUCGGCCAAAAUUCAAGGAGCUGGCUGCUGAAUUCUCUAGAAUGGCUCGAGACCCUCAGAGAUACCUGGUAAUUCAGGGAGAUGAUCGUAUGAAGCUCCCAAGCCCAAAUGACAGCAAGUUCUUCCAAAAUCUUCUUGACGAGGAAGACCUGGAAGAUAUGAUGGAUGCUGAAGAGUAUCUUGUUCCUCAAGCCUUCAACAUUCCUCCUCCCAUCUACACCUCCAGGACAAGAAUUGAUUCCAACAGGAACCAGUUUGUGUACCGGGAUGGCGGCUACACUGCCGAGGUGCCAAUGCCAUACAGGGCUCCGGGCUGCAUCAUUCCAGAAGCCCCAGCUGCUCAAGGGGCCACAGCAGAGAUUUUUGAAGACUCCUGCUGCAAUGGCACGAUGCAGAAACAGGUGGCAGCCCUGGCAAAAGAGGACAGCAGCACCCAGAGGUACAGCGCUGACCCCACCGUCUUCAUUCCCGAGCGGGUCGUGCGGGGAGAGCUGGAUGAGGAUGGGUACAUGACACCGAUGAGAGACAAACCCAAAACAGAUUACCUGAACCCAGUGGAAGAGAACCCAUUUGUUUCCCGCCGAAAGAAUGGAGAUCUCCAAGCUGUGGACAACCCAGAGUACCACAGUGCUCCCAACGGGCAGCCCAAAGCAGAGGACGAGUACGUGAACGAGCCGUUGUACCUCAACACCUUCGCCAACACCUUGGAAAACACCGAGUACCUGAAGAACAAUUUGCCAGAGAAAGCCAAGAAGGCCUUUGACAACCCAGACUACUGGAACCACAGCCUGCCCCCACGGAGCACCCUCCAGCACCCGGACUACCUGCAGGAGUACAGCACAAAAUACUUUUACAAACAGAAUGGACGGAUCCGGCCCAUAGUGGCAGAGAAUCCUGAAUACCUCUCUGAGUUCUCCCUGAAGCCUGGCACUGUGCUGCCCCCGCCGCCCUACAGACACCGGAAUACCGUGGUGUAGUGGCUGUGCUCUCAUUGAAGUGGAAAGGCAACCCCUUCUAGCUGCCUCACUCGUACUCUCUCGCUCCCCCUUUCUCCCUGCCCUUGACCCUCCUCCCUC
Molecule: messenger RNA, 3884 nt
Organism: Pyrgilauda ruficollis (rufous-necked snowfinch)
Lineage: Eukaryota; Metazoa; Chordata; Aves; Passeriformes; Passeridae
Gene: ERBB4
Product: erb-b2 receptor tyrosine kinase 4
Exons: 27
Coding region: 129-3785 (1218 amino acids)
Biological process (GO): multicellular organism development; cell surface receptor protein tyrosine kinase signaling pathway; positive regulation of cell population proliferation
Cellular component (GO): basal plasma membrane; signaling receptor complex
Molecular function (GO): epidermal growth factor receptor binding; ATP binding; transmembrane receptor protein tyrosine kinase activity
Source: RefSeq, a predicted model, not a curated record